Penicillium mononematosum is the source of this 420-nucleotide messenger RNA. Its product is annotated as Fig1 domain-containing protein. NCBI's taxonomy places the organism in Eukaryota, Fungi, Ascomycota, Eurotiomycetes, Eurotiales, Aspergillaceae. The record is from RefSeq and is a predicted model, not a curated record. Gene Ontology annotation, biological process: conjugation with cellular fusion. The transcript is spliced from 2 exons. Gene Ontology annotation, cellular component: mating projection tip; membrane. The coding region runs from base 1 to 420 and encodes 139 amino acids.
AUGGCAAAUGAGUUCAAAGAGAAGAUUGUAUUCAAUGGGCUGAUAUAUAUCGUGGUGGCAUUGAUGUUCAUUUGCUUCCUACUCCUAUCGACAUUCCCUGGAUGGCAUGAGGAAGUUGACGAAGACGGCUCAGAGCUCCAUGUGAAGCCAUUCCCUUCUGAAGCUGUAACAUUGGCUUGUUUACUCGCUCUGGGUGCCAGCUCUGGGUUUGGUUUUAUCUCCAUACUGUGGCAGCACGUUAACAGCAGUGCUACGGCGACAAUGGCCGAAAUCCUCACUUAUGGCGCUGUCUCAGGUCAUGUGGGAGGCGUGGCAAUGGCACUGGGAUGGUUGUCUAUAGGACUCGUUGCGUUAGUCUGUGUGGGGCUUUGGGUGAUGAGACUGAGUAUAUCUCUUGUACGCAAUUUAACGGACGAGUAA